Messenger RNA from Drosophila biarmipes, 7676 nucleotides. Its product is annotated as adenylate cyclase type 5. NCBI's taxonomy places the organism in Eukaryota, Metazoa, Arthropoda, Insecta, Diptera, Drosophilidae. Gene Ontology annotation, molecular function: adenylate cyclase activity. The coding region runs from base 428 to 5962 and encodes 1844 amino acids. Gene Ontology annotation, biological process: adenylate cyclase-activating G protein-coupled receptor signaling pathway; intracellular signal transduction; adenylate cyclase-inhibiting G protein-coupled receptor signaling pathway. The transcript is spliced from 29 exons. The record is from RefSeq and is a predicted model, not a curated record. Gene Ontology annotation, cellular component: plasma membrane.
UGCGGCCGGGCUGAAGACAGUGCGAGCGAGUGAGAUACAGAUAUUCGGGCGCGCAACAGUGAAAAGCGUUUGAAGGGCCAUAGAUACAAGAUAAUGCCCCAUAGAGGAGUCGUCCGCCUCUCCGCCAGCCGAUAUGUGAAAAUCGCCCACUGAGGCGAGAGUGAAAGUGUGUGAAAGCCAUCUCGGCGUUUAAAAAAUGCGCACAUUUUAAAGUUCAAAAGUUGGCAGCGGGCGAAACAAAGCGAAGUAAGAAAAAACAAACAGAGAGAUGAAAAACCGAGAAAAUUCCUCAGAUGUUGUUCUUUAAGGCAUACGAAAUACUCAAAUAAAUUAUCAUCAGCCUAAUCAACAUCAGCGUUAUUAUCAGCAGGAGCAGGAGGAGUCAAACUUUUCAUUUUCCACGCAAGCCCCUUCUUGAGUUGCCGAAAUGAGCGCAGCGUCGGGAGCGGGACCAGGUGGUCCGGGCGGAGUGGGCGGCGGCGCCACCCACAUCUUUCGCUCGCUGUCGUCGGAGAGCCAGAAGCGGGAGUGGUCCAAGAGGCUCUCCCUCCGGGGAAUGCGUCACGGAGGUCCUGGCGGCACUGGAACAGGAGCGGCAGCCUCGAGCCUGGCCAGCAGCAAGGAGGAGAGCAAACACAGAAAGUUCUUCAGCCGCUCGGCCUCGCUGCGCCAGGCGGGGAGUGGAGCAGGUGGCAGCCAGCAGAGCUCCAUGGAGCUGCAUGUGCCCGGCCAGGAGGGGAAGGGCGGAGCGGGAGGAGGAGCCUCCUCCGGGGCGGGCUCACCGCAGACCCAGACGCAGCCGUCGACGCCGAAGAAGUCCAACUGGGAGGUGAUCGAACAUUUCAAUACGAGUGCCAAGGGAGGCAAGGCCAUGGUUAGCAGCAGUUUGAUUGCGGCUGGCAUUACGCGGUGCAACAUCGACGAAUCCAUGGACUCCACCAACUCCAGCUCCACCUGCCACAGUCCCAUGAUCUAUCAACGUGACGAGACGCAGCUGCUGCAGCCAGGCGAUGCCGGCAACGCGGAGGCCAACAAUCCGCUUCCGGGCGGCGGAGGAUCCGGAACAGGCAAUGGUCCUGUGAGCCCCAGCAUCUCCUUCUGGUUCCGCCUGAACCGCAUCAUCCUGCGCCUCUGCUCCACGCACCAGUUCAAGAAUCUCCAGGUGGAAAUGCUGUAUCAGCGGUAUUUUCUGCGUAUGAACCAGAGCAACACGACGCACAUUCUGGCCCUGCUUUUGGCCCUGAUUUUGGCCCUGUCCUGCACGCAUUUGGUCUUUACCACGCUGCAGCUGCGGCGCAGCACCUCCCUGUUGCUGGAGAUCAGCGAAAUUGGGCUGGACGCAAAUGCGACCGUUGGCAACUUGACGACCACCACAAUGAAGCCACCGACAUCAGCGGGUCAAAUUGCCCAAGGCAGGAGCUUCGUGCCGGUUUUGGGCCCCAAUUCCAAUGCCAGUCGGAAGGCCAACGAGGCGGGGGCUGGCGGCUCUGAUUUGGAAUCGGCCCAUAGCCACAGCCCCGCCGAUUUCGAAGCCGACGAUAAUGGGCAGCCCGAGAGGGGGAGGCAGUGGCGCCGGCAGAAGCGCAAACAUUAUCGACGCCUCCACAAGCACCGGUACAAGCACAAGUCACACCAACAACAUCGCACCAGAUACAGGAUGCGGGAGAAGCGGAGUCUGCAGGACAUGGGGCUGGUCAGGGGGAGAGGGAGCCAGCUGAUUGUUGACACUGCCCCCGAUGAUGUGUACACAGUUUCCCGUAACCAGGAGGAGGAAGAUAGCGUUGAUGAUGAUGACGAUGGAGGGCGGAGGGUUGGCCGUAAACGCAUUACGUAUACGCCGCGUGUCCGCGACAACAAUCAAAUUUCACAACCGGAACGUGAUGAAGUGUUAAACACAUCGUCAAACGCAGGUCCUGCAGCCGAUAAUUUGGACACUCCCCUGGGCUACGGCCACCUCAUCCCCCUGAUCCUGCUGCAGGUGGACAGGUCCGUGCUGGUCUUCCUCAUUGUCAUGCUAAUCUGCGGGAUUGUCUACGCCUUCCUGCUGUGCAUCCUCUCCAAGCCGGCCAUGAACGAGAUCUUCCUGGUCCUGGUGUCCUACGUCAUCUUGGCCACCUUCCUGGCCAUCGAAGUGGCCGUCAGCUAUGCCAUGAAACCCAGCAAAUCCUUCAACGGCAGCGCCUGCUGCAUCGUGCUCAUCUACAUGACCUACACGAUGCUGCCCCUCCGCCUCCGGGAGGCGCUGAUCGGAGGCUUCCUCCUGAGUGUCGUCCAUCUGUACACCUGCCUGAGGUUCACCGCCAUCGAGGACGAGGCGGCCGAGGCGCUCCACUGGGAGGAGCUGCUCUGCACUCUGGUGGCCCUGCUCCUGGCCAACCUCACCGGGGUCUACACCCACUGGCCCAAGGAGAAGGCCCAGCGGAAGGCGUUCAUCGAGACGCGGCAGUGCAUCGAGGCCAGGCUGAGGACCCAGCGGGAGAACCAGCAACAGGAGCGCUUGUUGCUGUCGGUGCUGCCUCGUCAUGUGGCCAUGGAGAUGAAGGACGACAUUGCGGGCCAGCCACGUGACACACAGUUCCAUAAGAUAUACAUCCAGCGGCACGAGAACGUCAGCAUCCUUUUUGCGGACAUUUGCGGUUUCACCAGCCUCUCGGAUCAGUGCACCGCCGAGGAAUUGGUGCGCCUGCUGAACGAGCUCUUUGCCCGCUUUGAUCGAUUGGCUGCGGAGCAUCAUUGUCUGCGCAUUAAGCUGCUGGGCGAUUGUUACUACUGCGUCUCCGGGCUCCCAGAACCCCGUCCGGAUCACGCCCAUUGUGCCGUCGAAAUGGGUCUCGAUAUGAUUGACGCCAUCGCCCUGGUCCGCGAGGUUAUGGCCGUGAAUGUGAACAUGCGAGUGGGCAUCCACACGGGCCGGGUGCACUGCGGCGUUCUGGGCCUGGUCAAGUGGCAGUUCGACGUUUGGUCCAACGACGUGACGCUGGCCAACCACAUGGAGAGUGGCGGCAUUCCCGGACGCGUUCACAUCACCAAGGAGACCCUCAAGUGUCUGGAUGGCGAUUACGAGGUGGAAGUUGGCAAGGGAAACGAACGCAAUUCGUAUCUGAAGGAUCAUCAGAUAGAAACGUACCUAAUUGUGCCGGGGGACAUAUACAGACCGCACAAAAAGUCUCGCAAUCGCCUGCAGGUCAAUGGCAAUAUAUCCAAGGAGCUGCGCAUGAUGGGGCAUGGCACGGCCCAAAAGCAUACUUCCAAAUUUGGCUUUGGCGACAGUUCGGAGAGCACCAAGGAUCCCGAGGACGAGGUGAACGAGUAUCUCAUGCGCGCCAUAGAUGCCCGCAGCAUUGAUCACCUGAGGGCCGAGCAUUGUCAGUCCGUGCUGCUCUGCUUCAAGGAUAAUGUGCUGGAGAGGAAGUACGCCAGCGAACCGGAUCGCAUGUUGUGUGUUUACUUCUACUGCAGUCUGUUGGUUUUGCUCGGCACCAGCAUAAUGCGGCUGGUGGUGUUCCAGAGCUCCCUGCUGACUUUGGCCUUGUCCACCGGCGCUCUGCUGCUGCUCGGGCUCCUGGUAUUUCUGGUGGCAUGUCACAAAAUCAACUUUCAGCUGCCAUCGGACAUCAAACGCUUCUCAUUGCGCAUUCAUAGCAAUCGCAGGAUAUCGCAGUUUUUCGCCUUCGCCAGUGUCGCCCUGAUUGUCCUCACCACUCUGCUGGCCAUGUUCCAGGAAUCGGCCCGCCAACUGGAGCUGCUGCAGAGGAGUCGCUUUUGGCUGGAUGUGUACGGGAAUGCCAGUCUGAAUGGCACCCAGCUCAGCGCGCAGAUGUUCGACCAGGAGGAACCCUUGUGCGAUUUCUACCUGGCCUAUAAUACCUUCCUGCUGCUGACGCUGCUCUCGAUGAUGAGCUGUGCCACCUACCAAGUGCUGCGCAUCCUGCUGAAGCUGCUGCUGCUCCUGCUGGCCUCCGGCAGCUACAUGGCCUGCUCCAGCUACUUGUACUCGCACUGCAGGGACACAAGCCACGAGCUGCUGAACGAGGAGGCCCUGCUGCGCUACAUAAUUGAUUGCAUCUUCCUGUUCGCCUUCAUGCUGGCCCUGAUCUUCCACAGCCACCAGACGGAGGCCACUUACCGCCUGGACUUCAUCUGGAAGCUGCAGGCCACGGAGGAAAAGGAGGAUAUGGAGCACCUGCAGGCUUACAACCGAAAACUGCUCGAAAACAUUCUGCCCGUCCACGUAGCCGAGCACUUUCUGAGCCGCGAAAAGCACCUUGACGACCUGUACCACGAGCAGUGCGACUCGGUGUGCAUCUUGUUCGCCAGCAUUCCCAACUUUUCCGAGUUCUAUGUGGAACUUGAGGGCAACAACGAGGGCGUCGAGUGCCUGCGACUGCUCAACGAGAUUAUCGCCGACUUCGACGACCUGCUCAGCGACGAGCGCUUCCGCUGCAUCGAGAAAAUCAAGAGCACGGGCGCCACUUACAUGGCGGCAUCCGGGCUCACGGCGAACACCUGCGACCGGGUGAACUUCAGCCACGUGACCGCCAUGGCCGACUACGCCCUCCAGCUGUUCGACAAGAUCGAGGAGGUCAACAUGCACUCCUUUAACAACUUUCGGAUGCGAAUAGGGAUUAAUAUUGGUCCCGUGGUGGCCGGGGUCAUUGGAGCCUGCAAGCCUCAGUAUGACAUUUGGGGCAAUGCCGUCAACGUGGCCUCGCGAAUGGACUCCACGGGUCUGGUGGAUCACAUCCAGGUGACCCAGGAGAUGCAGCAGAUUCUCGAGGGACGCGGCUUCGAGCUCACCUGCCGCGGCAGCGUGGAUGUGAAGGGCAAGGGCUCCAUGAUCACCUACUUCCUCAAGGGCAAGAAGCCUAUCGAAGUCAAGGAGGACCUGGCCCAGGCCGAGGUUGAGCCACCCAAGACCUUGACUUUGGCCAAGGAGCCGGAGAAGUCGGCCGGAAAUGCGGAUAAGCAGCCGGAGCAGGCCAAGGAGGAUUCCGUGGAUCAGGAGGACGACCUGCUGCCCUCGCCCGACAUCGAUAUGAACUCCAACAUGCAGAAUCUCACGGCGCAACGGAGGAAGUCCCUCUGCCGGCAGCACAACAUAUCCUCCUCCUUCGGCACCACAGUGAGCAGCUCCACGGGCAUAACCCCAAGUAUAUCCAACAGCUCCAGUGUGGUCACCAUCGGAGCCCUGCCCACCAUCCUGCGAAGUGGUAAUCCAAAUUCAAAUCCCAAUCCCACAACCACCGACAGUUGCUCGGAGUGCGGAGGAGCCAGCAAGUCCCUGGCCACGCCCACCGCUCCGCCCAGGACCCUGGUGGCGGACCUCAAGGAUGAGAUAGCCAGGGAUGAGAAGAUCGGCUUAAAGGACUCCAUUGAGAACCUGGAGAUUCUGCUGAAGAACAACAUCAGCCUGUCGGAUUUGAGCAACAAGCAGCAGCAGAAUCUGCGUGGUGAGACGAGCAGUUCGACCACCACCACCCUGCGGAAAAGGGACACCAUUGUGAGCUUCAAUGUGACGGAGACGGUGACCACCACGGCCACGCCCUUCUCUUCCUCCUCGGGCUCAUCCAACUCCUCCGCACAGCCCAAGAAGCGCCGUUCGGUGACCACCAUUGCGGCCAGUUUCACCACCUCCACCACCACUCGUCUGCUGUCCAACGAGAGCCAGAGCUCCACGCAGACGGCGCCGGGAACCCUGGAGAGCGGUGGCUCCUCGGUGCCCGGCCAGUCCUCCACGGAGAACUCAUCGCAGGACUGGCAGCCCCGAACGGCCUCGCUGGAACCCAACCGCAGUCCCAUCAAGACCUCGCAGUCCAUGAGCCCCAUCGGCCAGCUGACCACCGACGUCUUCGUCCUGCCCAACAGCCGGAGCAUGGUGCUCAUUAGCAGCACGAACGGAUCGGUUUCCGGUGGCGGGGGCAGUAGCCCGAGGACCGGUCUCCUGCAGGAUGUGAGCACGUAGAGGAUGCGCAGGCAGCCGUGUAAAUAUGUACAGAACCGCCGGCACUUAGUUGAGGUAGCAUUCUAACUAAAGGUAAGGGUAAGCUAAGGAUAGAGGUAAUGAUUGUGGUUAGGAUAUUGAUUGGGCUUUCCAGUACUCAGUACAGUCGAACUUCUUUAGCCAGGAACUUUGCUGUUUUUUCAGAACCAAGAAAAAGUCGAAAACUCUAAAAUUAUUAUCUUAAAAUUGUAUUUUAAAUAUUUCCUUUGGAAAGUGUAAUAAAAAAAGGUUAUUUAUAAUGUAUCUAACUUUAUAACAGUAUUUAAUUUAUGAAAUACUAUAAUAAAUGUACCUAUAAUAUUUUUAUUUCCUUGUGCCAAGAGGAUUUCUAUUAGAACUCAUUAUAUUUGCCCAAUUUAAAAACUUUUAAAAUUAUUAUAAUUUGGAAGAUCUGCAUAUUUGGAAAGUUUCCGGCUACAGAGUUCGACUCUACUCCCAGCUUCUCCUACCCCCUGUAUGAUCUCGCAUUUAUUGUAGCUUUACAUGUUCCUCAGUUAGCGUUUCAGGGCACCAACAAUAAGCAAAUUCCAUAUCACACACAAAACUAAAGUACGAAAGCAAGUUUUGCACUUCAACUGGGUACCAAAGAGCAUUGUUAGAACUGUUAGGCAUUCGAUAGGUUGUAAGUUCGGAGGAAGGUCCUUGGCAAGGAGUCUAGGUGAGUAAGGUUCCUAAGUGUGUUUGCAGUAGAGUGUAAAUUUAAAGGGCAUAAUUGUGCAAAAGAAAUCGAAUUUAAUGUUUAUUGUCAAACGAAUAACUAAGUACGAGUUUUUGGGAAUGCAAUUGGAAGCUCUCAAUCAAUUAAAUUCAUUGCAAUGUAUUUAAACGAGUUUUCUGUUAAUUUAUGAUAUAUCUAUUGAUCCAAUUUAGCAGGUAGCGCAAAACAGGAUUAAUAUUUUCCAUUUAAAAUUGAAUGUUACAAUAGGAUCAAUUGCAUUCCCCCGAAAAACACUACACCGAGCUAUGGGCAGCACACAAUUAUAAUUUCCAUGGAACUAUAUUCCAAGCAUCUUCACAGCCAUAAAAGAUAUUUUUUGUGGCUAUCCAGGGCUGGUGUUUUCUCAUAAAUCUAAAAAAUCUGUCAAUUGAAGAGCAACAAGAAAACUAUAUUGCAUUGUUGCACAAACGAUAUUUACUUGGGCAUAAGUUUAAAUAAACAGAGUAUCAAAUACGAGUAAUGUUAAAUGUUAAAACAGUAUCGUUUAUAUGUAACGUUAAAUGUGUUUCAAUGUCUGUAUGUCUCAACGUUGCUGAAAGCAUCAACACUAAAUAUAAUUAUAACAUUAAAAUGGAUGCAACAAACACAAAUUAUGCGUAAACCAAAGAAAAACAUACAAAAUUCUCGCUGUGAUUUCUAUGACGAAGAUGAAGAGAUGCAUAAAUUAUUUGAUAACCUUUUGUUACUUAGUUUUAACUCGCAAAUUUUACGAGAGCCUCUCGGCCACUUUGACUACGGCUAGCUACGAACUAUGAUUUAACUGAGAAUCCAGUAUCCUAUAUAGUUUAUACAUAGGUGUAUGCGUGUAUUGAACUCGAUGUUGAUUAGCUUUGGUGUUCAGUUUCAAGUUGAUAAGAACCAGAAUAAAACCAGUCAAUGUAAGUGUUUCAUUGUGCAGUCAACAAGGAAAAUAAAAAACAAAAUGUGUUAAUAAAUGGCGCUGCUAAUUUCGGAAAA